AUGGCAGUCAUCGGCGCAGUUUUCUUCCUUUUUCCAGAGGCAUUCAUUCGGAUUUUCACACCGGAAACGGAUGUUAUCAAGAUAGGUAUGGUUUAUCUACAGUUUCUGUCCCCGACAUUCGGAUUCAUCGCCUUUUCGCUCAUCUUAGGAAGAGCACUCAACGGUGCCGGAGAUACCUUCUCUCCGAUGGUGAUUACACUCGCGGCACAGGUAGGCAUCGGUUUGGGACUCGUGAUUCUACUUUCGCACUUCAUCGGGCUGAAUGGCGUUUGGUUAGGGAUCGCCCUCUCAAACGUUGUGCAAGGUAUCGCGAUGUGGCUUUGGUACAGUACGGGUUAUGUGCUACUGACAGGGGGGCUACCGCUCUUCCCAAGCCUAUUUGGCGUUGCGGCUCUGGGCUAUCCAAAAGUGAGCAACUACAUAGGCUCGUGGAAAGAGUGGGGUGACCGGCUGGAUCUGCCGGUUGAGAUUCCGCAAGUUUAG
Messenger RNA from Geodia barretti, 483 nucleotides. Lineage: Eukaryota; Metazoa; Porifera; Demospongiae; Tetractinellida; Geodiidae. The record is from the annotation of a GenBank genome assembly.